CAAAGUUGGUGUCUUGCAUAAGAAGUAAACUACUUCUAGAAGUUAUGGUGUUGAAUUGAUUUGUUCAUUGCUAAAAUAACCCGGCUUCCAAUUCGGCAUUUCUAUACCUUUUUCAACCUAAAAAGCUGAGUCGUGAACCUCGUGGUCGUCAUUUUUGUUCGCCCACUGACUAAUCCCCAAAUCCCAGUUGCGGUCUAGGGUUUUUGAAUCUUUUUUUCUUCCUGGUGAGCAAUUUUUCUCUUGCCUUUUCUCUAUAUAUUUUCGAUUUUGGCUUUGACUGGAUUCAUUCAAGUAUUGAAAUUUUUUGUUUCUGUUCGGUUGAUCGCCAUCCACUUUUUCCAUCAUUUUUUCUUUUCGGUUCGUGCGAUCUAUCGAUCUAUUGAUCUAUUAAUCCAUCUGUUCUUUUUUUGAUUGAUUCGUUAUAUCUGUAAACGAUGGCGAACAUUGAUAUAGAAGGAAUACUGAAGGAGCAACCAAACGAUGGAAGAGUUCCGAAGACGAAGAUAGUAUGUACUUUAGGGCCGGCUUCUCGGUCGGUGCCGAUGUUGGAAAAGCUGCUUCGAGCGGGGAUGAAUGUUGCUCGGUUCAACUUCUCACAUGGUACUCACGAGUAUCAUCAAGAGACUCUUGACAAUCUCAAGAUUGCUAUGCAAAAUACUCAGAUCUUAUGUGCUGUUAUGCUUGACACCAAGGGACCUGAAAUUCGCACUGGAUUUCUGAAGGAUGGUAAGCCUAUCCAACUUACUGAAGGGAAGGAAAUAACCGUAAGCACUGAUUACUCCAUCAAAGGAGACUCGGAGAUGAUUUGUAUGAGCUAUAAAAAGCUGGCUGUGGACCUGAAACCAGGGAACGUUAUCUUGUGUGCUGAUGGUACGAUUACCCUCACAGUCUUAUCCUGUGAUCCAGAUGCGGGAACUGUGAAGUGCCGAUGUGAAAAUACUGCAAUUUUGAGCGAGAGAAAAAAUGUAAACCUUCCUGGUGUCGUAGUUGAUCUGCCUACCCUGACAGAGAAGGAUAUGGAAGACAUAUUGCAGUGGGGUGUUCCCAACAACAUUGAUAUGAUUGCCCUGUCUUUUGUACGGAAGGGCUCUGAUCUUGUUCAUGUCCGGAAGGUUCUUGGUCCUCAUGCCAAACAUAUACAGCUGAUGUCAAAGGUUGAGAACCAGGAGGGAGUGAUCAACUUUGAUGAGAUUCUACGAGAGACUGACUCGUUUAUGGUUGCACGUGGUGAUCUGGGGAUGGAGAUCCCAGUUGAGAAAAUUUUCCUCGCACAAAAGAUGAUGAUUUAUAAGUGUAAUCUUGCUGGGAAACCAGUGGUAACUGCAACACAGAUGCUUGAAUCCAUGAUUAAAUCUCCUAGGCCCACUCGUGCUGAGGCCACUGAUGUUGCCAAUGCUGUUCUUGAUGGAACUGAUUGUGUCAUGCUUAGUGGUGAAAGUGCAGCAGGGGCUUAUCCAGAGCUUGCUGUCAAGAUCAUGGCCCGUAUAUGUAUCGAGGCAGAAUCCUCCCUUGAUUAUGGGGCUAUCUUUAAAGAGAUGAUAAAGGCUACUCCUCUACCCAUGAGUCCACUGGAGAGUCUUGCAUCGUCGGCUGUCCGAACUGCCAACAAAGCCAAGGCAAAGCUCAUCGUUGUUAUGACACGUGGUGGGACCACUGCCAAAUUGGUUGCCAAGUAUAGGCCGGCUGUACCAAUUUUGUCAGUAGUUGUCCCUGUUUUGACUACUGAUAAUUUUGAUUGGACCUGCAGUGAUGAGACCCCAGCAAGGCAUAGUCUUGUAUACAGGGGUUUAAUCCCGCAAUUAGCUGAGGGUUCUGCCAAGGCCACUGAUUCAGAGUCAACUGAAGUUAUUCUGGAGGCAGCACUGAAAAAAGCAACUGAAAGGGGAUUGUGUCAGCCGGGUGAUGCUAUUGUGGCUCUUCAUCGUAUCGGAGCUGCUUCUGUUAUCAAGAUUUGCAUUGUCAAGUCAUAAGUGAAUGGACGAGACGCACUUUUGAGUGUGAGACCAGUCUGUUGCGAGGAAUGGGCGCAAAGAUGGUGUCAUCUUGAUAAUAUGCUUUUUGCUGUGUAAUAUCUUGGCCGAACUAAUAUUGGAGCACUCGUAGUUUUAUGAUUAUGGUCUUUGGGACAGUGUUUUGCAUCCCUCAAGUUAGAAAAUAAUACCAAGGACAUAGAUAUCAGGUACUUAUGUUUUGGUUUUGUUUAUUCGAUUUCUUCCUGCAGAUUUACUGCAAUAAGAAUUUUUUUUUGUAUAUGGUCUUGCAAUUCAUGUCCUUCCAACUUCCAAGUUUGCAGGGUAAGUGAUGUUCGACUUGGUAAACAGUUGUAUCUGUUACUUGUCCUGAAAUUGCGUGCAUUCCUUGUC
Messenger RNA from Amaranthus tricolor (Joseph's coat), 2363 nucleotides. Its product is annotated as pyruvate kinase, cytosolic isozyme. Gene Ontology annotation, cellular component: cytoplasm. Gene Ontology annotation, biological process: glycolytic process. The transcript is spliced from 4 exons. The record is from RefSeq and is a predicted model, not a curated record. Lineage: Eukaryota; Viridiplantae; Streptophyta; Magnoliopsida; Caryophyllales; Amaranthaceae. Gene Ontology annotation, molecular function: potassium ion binding; magnesium ion binding; pyruvate kinase activity. The coding region runs from base 435 to 1970 and encodes 511 amino acids.